Macroventuria anomochaeta is the source of this 1409-nucleotide messenger RNA. Its product is annotated as GroES-like protein. The record is from RefSeq and is a predicted model, not a curated record. The transcript has 4 exons. Gene Ontology annotation, molecular function: L-iditol 2-dehydrogenase (NAD+) activity; zinc ion binding. Gene Ontology annotation, biological process: D-sorbitol catabolic process. NCBI's taxonomy places the organism in Eukaryota, Fungi, Ascomycota, Dothideomycetes, Pleosporales, Didymellaceae. The coding region runs from base 169 to 1377 and encodes 402 amino acids.
GUAAAGCUCGCCGCAUGCGCGAAUAGUUUUCCGUGGGAUGGCGAGAUGACUCUGGGCGUGUACCCUCCCUCUUCACUAUACUUCCACCAUAAUCGCUGUUGUUGAGCUUUUGAAGUUAAAGCCCGGUAAUUCGUUGUAAAUCACUUUGUUCAGCACACUCAGUUCACCAUGUGCGCAACACACACCCAAACGGCGACAGAGAGCAAGCCAGACGUCUUUUCAAGUCAGCAGCAGAUUCGCGCAUCUGUCUUGCACGGCGCAAAAGAUCUGAGGAUUGAAUCACGCUCGAUCUUCCCUCCAGGUCCAACGGACCUCCAAGUCAGCAUCCGCUCCACUGGUCUCUGCGGCUCGGAUCUCCACUACUACAGGCACAACCGCAAUGGCGACAUCCUCGUACAAGAGCCGCUCUCACUCGGCCACGAGUCUGCAGGUGUAGUUGUCGGCGUUGGCUCAGAUGUCAAGAACUUCAGUGUUGGAGAUAAGGUAGCUCUGGAAGUCGGUCUGCCAUGCGAGACGUGCGAGAGGUGUAAAGAGGGGAGGUACAACAUUUGUAAGGGCAUGAGGUUCAGGAGCAGUGCAAAGAGCUUCCCGCACGCGCAGGGAACGCUGCAGGACAGGAUAAAUCACCCUGCGGCGUGGUGCCACAAGCUGCCUGAGGAUAUGUCACUUGACCUAGGUGCGCUUUUGGAGCCACUGAGCGUAGCGAUUCAAGCGGCGAAGAGGGCACAGCUGCAAGCGGGCGCAACUGUUCUAGUCUUCGGCGCAGGUGCUGUGGGUUUACUGGUCGCCGCAAUGGCGAAGAUCUCAGGUGCUGGCACAGUUGUGAUCGCAGACAUCGAUCAAGGGCGAGUCGAUUUCGCAGUCAAGAACAACUUCGCCGACCGAGCCUUCUCAGUACCGAUGAAGCGCGGCAGCACGAUCGAGGAGCAGCUUGAGAUUGCAAAGGAGACAGCUGCAGCGAUUGGAAAGACCCCAAGAGGAAGUGCUGGGGAGGUUGGUGAGGUCGAUGCCGUGUUCGAAUGCACUGGUGUACCCUCUUGUGUGCAGGCAUCGAUAUACGCUACACGGCCAGGAGGCAAGAUGCUGCUCAUCGGUAUGGGUACACCCAUCCAGACUUUGCCCAUCUCUGCUGCAGCACUUCGCGAAGUCGACAUUCUCGGCGUGUUCAGAUACGCAAACACAUACCCAACUGGUAUCGAGGUUGUGUCAAAGAAGGGGCCAGACUACCCAGACUUCUCGAAGCUUGUCACACACAGGUACAAGGGCCUCGAGGCAGCCGACGAAGCGUUCGAGAUGGCUGGCAAGACGAAGGAUGACAGUGGCAACCUGGUCAUCAAGGUUGUACUGGAGACUGGCGAAGAGAAGGCGAUUCUGUGAGCAUGUUGUAGUGGGUACACAUCUCUGGCGUU